AUGAAGGCAGAGAAUGAAGAAAUGGAUGGAAAGGAUGAGAGGAGAAUGAAGGAUAAUCUGCGGAUACAAUUCAUGAAAAGAAUCUUGGUGGAACGUACGAGAGAAAGAGGGUGGAGCAAGUCAUGCAGUGAACCAUCAUUUUACAGCUAUAUGCCUAUGGUGGCUAGGCACUAUCCCUUGAGGGACAAGUAA
Molecule: messenger RNA, 192 nt
Organism: Sphenostylis stenocarpa
Lineage: Eukaryota; Viridiplantae; Streptophyta; Magnoliopsida; Fabales; Fabaceae
Source: the annotation of a GenBank genome assembly